CCUCACAGUUCACUGUGUCCAGCAUGAGUCUUAAGGCUUUACGGACUUUCUCUCAUAUCAUCCCAACACAUUUACUAGGGAAUUCCGCAGCGGGCUCUUGUUGCCAUGGCACAAUGCAGAGGAUUCAAGCAGCUCCUUGGAUUUGUGGGAUCCAUGUUUCUCUUUGCAUUGUCCUUUUACCACUUGGACAUGUCACACAACAGCCAAGAGGAGAGGAUCCAUGAGAUGCAGGAGGUGAGGAAGCAGCUGAUGAGAGACACAUGUGCCGGGGACAAGGAGACAUUCAAACACCGUUUAGAAGACAUCAGCAACAAAAAGCUGGAGAACCUCAUUGUGGACGACAAACACGGCAUCAUCUACUGUUACAUUCCCAAGGUGGCGUGCACCAACUGGAAGAGAGUGAUGUUUGCCCUGACCCAGGACGAGCCCUAUCCUGACCCUGUCUCCAUAUCUGUUGACUUUGUCCACCUCCCCGACACUCUGCCUCUCCUCAACAGCUUCCCAAGACCAGAGAUUAGGGUCAGUCCACACAAUGACCAAUCAAAAGGGUCUAACAAUCACAACCAGGAAGCUUUAACUUUUUGUUUUUUACUACAGGCCAAGUUGAAGCAAUACACAAAGUUCCUGUAUGUCCGGGACCCAUUUGUGCGUCUCAUCUCCGCCUAUAGAAGCAAGUUCCAGCACCCCAAUGAGUACUUCUACAAAGAAUAUGGCCGGCACAUUCUGCGCCUGUAUGCAAACCAGACUGACCCUCCACUGACCCUUGACGAGGCCAACGCAUCCGGGAUGAGAGUCUCAUUCCAGAACUUCAUCCAGUACCUGCUGGACCCGCUGACGGUGAAGAAGGAGCCUUUUGAACCCCACUGGAGGCAGAUGCAUCGCCUGUGCCACCCUUGUCUUAUAAAGUAUGAUUUUGUGGGCCAUCAGGAGACUCUUCAGCAGGACGCCACACAGCUGCUGAAGAUCUUAAUGCUGCAGGAAGACAUCAGGUUCCCUCCUUCCUAUGAAAACAUGACCACAUCUGCUUUUCUGUUAGACUGGUUCAGCACAGUGCCCCUAGAGGACAGGAGGAAGCUGUACACGCUCUAUGAGGAGGACUUCAGGAUGUUUGGCUACAAAAGGCCUGAAAAACUACUGGAUGUUUGAGAGGAAGUCACCACUAACUCAGUGCUGAGUACAGAACAAUCUCUAAAGGACAUGACGAAUACUCAAACACCUCAAAUAAACUUGUUUAAAGUAUUGUGGUUAUUUAAGGGGAUUUUUUCUUGUAAAUAAAACCUAUUCACACCAGUUUGGAGAAAUCUUUCUUAAGAGGUUUAAAGAAAAUGCCAGGAGGUGGGUAGAAAAUAAGCAAAUCCAAAACACAAGAUAUACUUCUACUCAA
This is a messenger RNA of Eleginops maclovinus (Patagonian blennie), 1384 nucleotides long. RefSeq names its product carbohydrate sulfotransferase 12-like. Gene Ontology annotation, molecular function: sulfotransferase activity. Gene Ontology annotation, cellular component: membrane. The record is from RefSeq and is a predicted model, not a curated record. NCBI's taxonomy places the organism in Eukaryota, Metazoa, Chordata, Actinopteri, Perciformes, Eleginopidae. The transcript is spliced from 5 exons. The coding region runs from base 106 to 1146 and encodes 346 amino acids. Gene Ontology annotation, biological process: proteoglycan biosynthetic process; carbohydrate biosynthetic process.